Messenger RNA from Moneuplotes crassus, 2490 nucleotides. Lineage: Eukaryota; Ciliophora; Spirotrichea; Euplotida; Euplotidae. The record is from the annotation of a GenBank genome assembly.
AGUAACGAAAUAUCUUCGUUUGCAAAUGAUACUUCUGGAAUAAUCAGCAACAACUCAGUUCUACAAAAAGCGCUGUUUAUGAAUAAUAAAAAGAGUAAAAAUGUAAUUCCACUCAUAAAAAAAAAAGAGUCACGAGCUGAAAUAUCAACUGAAGAAGUAAAGAAGAAAUCUAAAUCACAUACUGUUAAGAAUACAUUUGAGUGCAUACCUAAAGCAAAUUUCGAGUCUGCAAAAAUUUGCACAAACAAGCUCUGACCACCAGUUCAAAUCUGAGCUUAUUUUGAGAGACUCAAGUUGGUCAAAGACUUCUGUGAUGACUCUUCUGAUCAAUGAGCUGAACAGUUAUGCCAAAUUAAUGAAGAAUUCAAAAGGAUCCUUGCAAAUUAUGACGAUUCACCGAUUAAGAACAUGCCUCGAAUUAGAGCAAAUAAAAUUAUUAAGCACUUAGAUGAGUCUUUUAACAAGAACCAUAAUAAGGUACAAAGAUUGCCAAACUUUAAUUCUGCUCCCAAGGUUCAGAAGCCUAAAAUUCAGGAAGUUCCUGAACCACAGAGAGUCCCUGAACCUAAGAAAGUGCCUCAGAAUGAGAAAAACCCUGAGCCAGAAAAUCAGAAGCUUUUCCCUGGCCAACUGCCUGGUUUGGGCGAUUUCUCUUGCUCAUCAAUUAAAUUUUCCCAAGAAGAUCAAACUGUUGUUGAAGAGAAUUAUGAUUUUGUGCCUGAAAUCCAGGAGUCUUGCCACGAAAUACUUGAUUUCUCAUGAUUACAUGAAAGAAAGACUAGAAAGCAACUUCUCGAAGACAUUUCAUUUGAGUCUGAAGUUCACAAUAUCUACAAUCCAAACUUUGAUUCGGAGAGUGAAGACUCUUUGGCAAUUAUUGAGCAAGAAGAGGAAAAUGAAGAGUCAGUCAAGAUCCCUUUCCUAAAGAAGAUCCAAUCAGUAGAGUCUAAGUGAGAGCCACUUCAUCCUAAAUAAAGCAAAGCAAAGGUUAGGCAAGGUAGACAGCCAGAGAGAAUCAUUUAAGAGCUUAUCAUUAUUUAAAAAGGGGCCUGUGAUGGUUCAUCACAGAAGUCUUGCUCUUAAAGAUUUGCCCAAGGAUGAUUCAAAGAACUCUAGCAUGAUCCAAAACAGACUUGCUGCUGAUUAUAAAUCUAACAAGCAUCACCAUGAUCUCCACAGGAACUACAGUGCAUCAAAUCAGAAUCCUCAAGCCUAUCCGAUCAUGAAGGAUAUAAUAAACCCCCGACAUUUCAUCUGAAAUGACAACCACUUAGACUCAGUGCUCAACUCCCUCUCAAUGAGCAACGAUGGAAGUAUUGCUAAAUAAGAAGAAAAAGAAAACAAGUAAGAAGAAUAGUUCUGGGACCAGAAAAUCAUUCCAUAAAAAGAACAGCUUUAUUCAUAAAAUGGCCCAGAAGAUGGAUGCAGAGCCUAGUGAAGAGACUGCUGCCACUAUGGGAAUCACCCACCGGAACACAAUUGAUCAUAAUUAUUUCGGUAUCUUGUUCAACAAAGGAAGCACUCAUCCUAAAUCCAAGCCAAAAAGUGUGAAAAGGAUCAAAGGAUUUUGAGAAAUAAUGAACGUUAAAAAUAUGGCGUCUCCUCACAAGCAUCUUCAUUUGGGAAAACAUAAGAAUGCAGAAGGCAUGCAUAUCAAUAGUUAUAACUUCAUGAGCGAGAAAUGAACCCCUAAAGGACACAGGGACUGAAAUACACCUCACGGGGAUACAAUCGGAUACAAUUUCGACAGUAUUCCAAGAUUAAGCAUGGUAGACUCGGCAAAAGAGCUCUACAAGAAUUUUAAAAGCAAAGAUAGCUUUAAGCUAGGUGUCCAAAGCAAGAAGUUGUAUAAGGAUUCCUUCAAGAAUAUGACAAAAGGGUCAUCUUUUAUAAACACUAUUCUCUCAGGCAAAAAGAAUAGUUCUGUUACUCAGGAUAUGUCUGUUUCUAGCAAGCCUUCAAGAAAGUCACGCAAACUUAAAAGGUCAAAGAGUAUGCAUAAGAAAGAUAGGAGCUUGAGCAAGUCAAAAGGAUCGAAAAAGGCUGAUAGUUCAGUAAAGCUAUUGCUCAAACCUCUUGGUAGUAAUCCUUUAUCACCAAAUCGCAGGAAUAAGAGAUUUAAAAAUAAAAAAAAAUCUCUAACAAAGGCAGAGUGUUUCAGCCCAUUCAAAUCUUCUGGCUGUCUUCCUUCAGAAGCUCCUAUGACCACUUCCUCCUUUAAAGAGAACUAUCUCCACAAUGACCAAGCGCAUUUCUACACCCAACAAUUCCCAUUCACCACCCAAAAUCCCUCUAAAAUCAAAAAUCCCAAAAACUCCACAAAACCACGACUCCCCUCCCAUCCAAAACUCAACCUUCACAAAAACAGCUAUGUGCCGUUCAACUACAAGUCAUUCGUUAAAGGGACCAAGAAUAAAGUAGGCAAGAACAAAAGAAGGAGGGCUUCUAGUGCAAAGGGUGGUAAUAGAUAAGUAAAAUUUGGAACGUUCA